UUCCUACUCCUUGGCCCCGGGAUGUAUAAUAGCCUAUUACAGUCUGUUCCCCAUAAUUUCCCUCCCAAGUGUGGAAACAAUAAGAAAUUACUGUUUAUGACUGCCAGGGAGACAGCUCUGUUCAGUGUGCUUUUCUGUUCUGCACCCAGCUGCCUAGCAUCCCCAUUCAAAAAUGAUUUCUUCUUCCUUCUUCCUUGUGGUUCUACUUUUCAUUAUAUGUACAUGUACGUACAUACCUGCUCUUCGAAGAGUCUUAGACUCCUGAGGAUGGAAGAUAAACUUGAAAUGGCUUUAACACUGGGGAGGGGAGUUUGCUGACUCCUAAGAGAGUCUCAGGAUGACUGGUGUUGCUGUGCUGCUGACCCUGGGAAUGGUUGCAGCUGGGAAAUUUAUUAUCCUAAAGAUUGCCCACAUCCAGUCUUUCCCCUUAGCAUAAUGGUUUUCCUCUUAGACUAUGCUUCCCAACAGUGAGGGACCCUUUUAUAGGACAACCUGGUUCAAAUUCCUAUCACCCACCGACCAGAAUAUGAGUUUGCUUCUAACCGAUUGGAUCGAGGUUCUCCAUGAGGUCUGGUUAGCUCAGCAUAAGGGAGCAUCUGUGUUUUAGCGAGUACUUGAGGUGAGACCUGGUGAUGCCGCAGCUAAUACACGCCUAGCGGAGAACUGCUGAGGGGAGAGGGGACAUUUAAGGAGAGAGUGGCUAUGUGGGGUUCUAUGAUAAAAAUUAUUAAUGUGUCACAGCACCAUUGUUCUUGUCAACUUGAAAAAAAGCCAGGCACACUUAGGAAGCAGGUAUCACAUGCAAGGAAUUGCCUUCUUCAGAUCAGCCCGUGUGUGUGUGUCUGUGAAGGGUAUAUGUGUGUGUGUGUGUGUGCGUGUGUGUGUGUGCGUGCGUGUGUGUGUGUAUGUGUGUGUAUGUGUGUGUGUGUGUGCGCACACGUGUGUGGUGUGAGAUAGAAAUGACAAGGGAGCAUCUAAUCUGCUGUAGCUGAUGUCACUGCGAGGCAGGUGGGCCUGGGCUAUGAGGGGGAGCUGAGAGAGUCAUAGAGAAGCAAACCAAUAAGCAGCAUCAUGAUUUCCACUUCACUUCCUGCCUGACUUCCUGCCCUGACUUCCCUCAGUGAUGGAUUAUGACCUGGAAGUAUACUCCAGAUAAGCCCCCCUUCCCCCAUGCUUGUCUCAGUGUCUUGUCACAGCAAUAGAAAAGCAAAGGAAACAGGAAGCUGUGAACAUAUUUUUUUGCACCUACUCUCCCCACCUCCACCCCCAAUGAAAUUCUUUUACUUUAAGAUGAAUUGCUCUCUUUACCCUUCAGACUGCCUAUGUCUGGUCUAUCAACAAACUUGCUGUUUGUACCUUAGGUUUCAUGGAGGACACCUGUCCCAACAGGGCGCUAAUACACGGUUGUUGUCCUUCUCUGAAGAUUAUCCUUCCUGUGACCUGUCUCUGGCCAUGAUCUAUUCUAUCACAUUGUUGUCGCUCUUGGGGAAGGGCCCACUGAAACGGCAUCGCCAUGCGAAGCCUGCACUCUAUGCUGAAGCCAGUCUCUCCUUGUUAGCACAGCCCUGUACUGUGCGUGACGUUUCCUUUAGUUGGGGUUGAUCCUUGCAGCCUUGCUCAUUUCUCUACCCGCGGUAAACAGUCUUAACUCCAGCGGUUUCAUUAUGUAUGACUGAUAUAUCACAGGGAAGGUCUCUGCAGGAGUCUUGUUUUCUGCGCCAGUCCCUGGCCCAUCCAGUGACUGCUUGAAUCUGCAGUGGAGAGAAAAGAGAAGGCAUUUGUUCCCACACCCCUUUAAAGUCUCUCAUUAAACACACCCAAAGCAGCGCAGGCAUCACUCCGAGUCCCCAGCUCCCACAAGCCAUCAGGACCUGUAUUACCUCACAGGAGUAAACACAUAGGGGCUACCUCAAGUCCGAAAAUAGACGUCUUCGUUUGGAUGCUCCCAGGAGUGAACGUUAAAACAAAGGUCUGAGGGAGGGUUAGUGACCCACGGAAGGAUGGUAGAUUGUGGAGGAGCCAGGCAGGGAAGGAUUAAUCAGGAACUAAAGGUGUGUAUAGGGCAGGUUAGUAUUCAGAGCAGCUGGGGAGCCACACUUCUGGGGACCCAGUGGGGGAUGAUACAGACAAGUCCUCAUGUUUAAAGCUGGAACCCAAAGACUUGUCCUCCAGAAUUUGCUCUCACCUUGCUCCUGCCACCGAAGAUUCCCUCAGUCAGUGGCUCACGUCUCCUUUUAGUCUUUUCAUAUUUACCGUAGUUUUCCCAAUAAUGCAUCAUUUAUUUUGUUAUGAACAUAAAAACCAUUUAAAUAGGUGCACUGAGAAAAACUUUGCUCCGCCAUUCCUCAGUCACCAGCAAAGUCCUCCUUCAAUUUAUAUAGGCACAUUUUCUUCUAGAUGUUUCAGAUCUUGCGAAAUAAACUAAGACGUGUCUGUAUGUGCGUGCAUGGCACGUGUGCGCACACACACCCACACACACACUUCUUUGUGACUCAAAACACAAAAGGUGAGAUGGCAGACAUGUGUCCUUCUAGGUCUCCUCUCCUUUCCACCGAACAGUGUGUCUUGAUAUUCUCAAAAGUCUCUCUUGUUCUUUUCCAGCAUGAUUUUGUGUGAGGCCCAGCAUGGUUGGUCAUUCUCCAAAGGAUGGGCAUUUAGUUUGUGUCUAUAUACUGCUGUUACAGUAUAUACAAAAAAGAAAGAAAGGAAGGAAGGAAGGAAGGAAGGAAGGAAGGAAGGAAGGAAGAAAGAAAGAAAGAAAGAAAGGAAAAGAAAUAGCAGUGAGUCUAAGCUCUAAAUCUCCAGAGACAAAUCUUCAAGGCAAACUCUAAGAAAUGGUGUCACUUAGUCAAAGGUUUUCAGUUUUCAGGAAGGACAGAUUCUGUAAUUCUGCACAGAGUUCUGUAAUUCUGCACGCCAAUCCAUACAUGAAGACUUUGUCAACCCUGCAAACAGAAAACGCUGUGAAACAAAAACAUUUUGUUCCUGUCUAAUUGUGUGUUUUUAAAAUACUGUCUUCUCUUAUUUUUAAGAACUCCCAUUUUUUAUCUUUAUUUAAGGGCUGGGUGUUUGUACAUUUUUUCUAAACCCCACAUUUUGUCAAUUGUUUCUAUUAGGGUUUUGAGUCUUAGAUGGAUAAAUAUCUGUGUUUAAGAGAUCAACAUUUAGCCUUAUACGUUAUUGCUUUGUUUUUAUUUAGCACACAGGUAUCUUUCCCUUCUCCUUAGUUUUACAGUAUUGAAUUUAUGAAUCUUAUGUUGGAUCUGGACUGUAAGUCAGAUAGGCAAGGGUCUUAGCAUCUCCUUUGAAAUUUUAUGAUUUCGUUUAAAAUAUGAACUCUUCUCCUCUCUUGGAGUUUAUUUCAGUGUAUGAUAUGAGGCAUGGAUCCACAGUGGUAUUUCCCAAAUGGCUGCUCAUCCAUUUCAGCCUCAGUUUUUAAGACUUACUUUUCCCUCUAGGGAAAUCGUUGACAGUGGUUUUUGUUUGUUUGUCUUUGUCAUGUAGCAGGUCUCCGCAGCUUUGGACCUUGCAGUCUAGUAGGUGUCCGUCCAUCAGCGUAUUCCUCUGUUCAGCGAUCGCACUGUCUUUCUAGCAUGUGGAGUCAGAGAUCCCAGGCUCAGUCUGUUCACCAGCUCCGUAAGACAUUUUCUUCACCAGCUCCCAGCUCUCAGGCAACUGGUUUUCUCCCCCGAUCUUCACAACAAAUACUUUACCCACUCUGCCUUAUGCAGUUGUCUGCUGAGUUUCUGAUUAGUGUGUAAUGGGGAGCAGUGUCAUGCUAAUCAGCCAUCUGUUUAUUGAACAGGAUAAAGAGGUAGGUUAAUUGUUGUGGUGGCCCACCCUGUAGCUGUCUUCUCAGUCACUCAGCAUCUCUGUGUCUGUGACUUGCUCCCCACGCCGCCUUCAUUUUCAAUCGUGAAUGCUGUCCUGCUUCCUCAGUUUACCGAAUUGUGCUUAUUGGGGGACUUGGGGUGGUGGUGGUGGCGGUUAGGCUUAUUUCUAAACUUUCUGGUUGGAAAACUAUGACCAUAUCUUUUUAAUGUUUUUAGCUAUUUGUAAAUUAAUUUAAUAUCUAUAGGCUUUAUAUGUGUAUAUAAAUGAUGCACAAUCUUUGUUCAAAACACCAGGGCAGUUCCCAUUUGACUGGUGAGUUUCUUUCCUAAUGUACUAUAGAUUUGACAUGCGUCUUAGUCAGGGUUUCUGUUCCUGCACAAACAUCAUGUCCAAGAAGCAAGCUGGGGAGGAAAGGGUUUAUUCAGCUUACAUUUCCACAUUGCUGUUCAUCACCAAAGGAAGUCAGGACUGGAACUCAAGCAGGUCAGGAAGCAGGAGCUGAUGCAGAAGCCAUGGAGGGAUGCUGCUUACUGGCUUGCUUCCCCUCGCUUGUUCAGCUUGCUUUCCUAUAGAUCCCAAGACCACCAGCCCAGGGAGGGCACCAUCCACAGUGGUCCGGUCCUUCCCCCUUGAUCACUAAUUGAGAAAAUGCCUCACAGCUGGGUCUCAUGAAGGCAUUUCCUCAACUGAGGCUCCCUUUUCUGUGAUAACUCCAGCUUGUGUCAAGUUGACACACAAAACCAGCCAGUACAACAUGGUUACUCACAAGGCUGAGGUGUGACAUAGAUAGGCACACUGGCAGCUUGAAGAAGUGUGUCUUUACAACGGGGCAAGUCCUUCUAAAACAUCAUAUAGAAACUCAAAAGUAUAGCACUGUGAAAUGUACAACCAAUCAACUAAUAAAAAAAGAAUCCCCAAUGUCCUUAAGCGACUACAAGUUUAUCAGGAAAACAUUAUGUGAUGUUCAGAAUAUCGUGAGGUGAAGGUAAAUAAGCCCAUAUUUUAGAGGUGUGUCUAACUCAGGUAAUUAUGUAUGAAAACGAAUUAAAGGCACUCAGAGGCAUAAAGUCCUUCGCUAACUAGGAAAAUGGAGUGUGAAGAAUGGCUUCUUCCCUGAGGGUUUUGGGGAAUGUUGCAUUUUAUGAAGAUUAUUUGUUACCUGUUUUAUAUGGUUUUGUAGAUGAUAAAGUCUUUGGGAACAGUACUCAAGGUUUAUCCCUCAACUUCUUUUAUUUCUGUGUAUUAAAACACCGAAUGCUCACGGGGUGCCAUUUCUCUCUGUAUUUACUGUACUCACUCUCUCGUCUUCCAAGAGACCCUGAGGAGAAGAAGGUCAUCCCUGAGGUUGGUUUUGAACCUAAGGUAGUCUGCCUGUCCUAACCGCCUUGUCACUGAAACUGCCACAGUGUCAAACAGUUCCCUGCCAGGCUCUUGGGCAAACAAAUGACCUCGUAUUUCUUCUUGUGGAUAAGAGCUUGGGGAACAGGCAAUAUGGUUUAUGAUUUUUGUGGGAAAGACGGGUUUUAUUGCACACAAAAUGAGAUUUCAGUGAAAUUAUGAAGUUAAUUGUCUUAGCAGCUUUGCUCAGCUCAGCUCAGCUCAGGAGCCCUUGCAAAGCAGCAGCUCUCUUUCUUCCUGGAUCAUAAUGUAUUUGUUCUGGAGAAAAUGCAGUCCUGUAGUGCAUUGAUCCUCUGCCUCAGCGUGAGAUGGUUCUUCCCCUCCAUCCACUGGAUUGUUACUGGAAUGGUGUACCUCUUGGUGUAGUCAAUUUCGAAAGGAAUGUGAAAGAGAAAACCCUUUAUCUGCCUUCGGUGCCUUGGUUGUUCUUUCUACCACCCACUUUUGCACAUUCUAUCUUAUAAGAAUAGUUAUGUAGGGGGAUAGCUUUCCCAAGUCGCCCUUGUACUUCUUUUGACUGUUGUGCGAUUGUGUUUCUCCCAGCCCUUGUGAUCGCUCUGCCGAGAGCUCAGAAACAAAUGUGCUAAAGGAAGCCCGGCUCUUCAUAUGCUUCCCUUUCUGCUUGAUGAAUGGUGGCUGUGCAAACAUCCUUGGCCCCUUUCUCACCAGCAGCCAGCUACAGAAAACAAACAAACAGUGUCUGUAAAAGCGGUUUUCUGCUCCAUAUUUAGUAUCAGGGAACAUACAGGAUUUAUGUAGUUUCGUAGUGCAAUGGGUCUCUGGAGGUCAGGAAGACUUCUUUAAUGGCCCCUGAUUGAGUGCUCAAGAGAUAAAGGAGAAACCGAGUCAUCAGAGUCACUGAUGGCCUUCUUUCUGGGUUACAACACUUUUCUCUCAAGGAAUACUGCAAGUGCCCAAACCAAGCUCUCUUUUGACUUCAUUUAAUGCUAUUAAACUUUUUCGAUUCUGCUGUACAUCAUCCAUAACGAAUGGUUACAAAUACGGCAGUAAUGGGCAUGGGGACACACAUGGCUCAGUGUAUACUACAGGAAAUCCUUGUUUUUUCUCGUACCCAUGAGGCAUUGCACUCAUUCAUUCAGCUGCCAUUUCAGAGGGUAUUUGGCUGGACACGCAGACAUGCACAGUGAAGGGGGUGUUGAAGACGAGAGUAGGAAUUCGAUGGAUGAGAUUCCAUGAGAAGCAAAUGGCCAGAGAGAUGAACUUAGAGAGAAGGUGCAGUGUGUGCCAGCCAGCCAGGAGUUACCCUGACACAGAAGAUAUUAGAAAGCAGGAGAGAGAUUGAUACGGAGGGCAGGCUGAUGCUGACUAAGACGAACUGCCACUUUUAUGCUUUAUGCGCUCGUAGAGAAGGAACUCAACGUUUGGAGACAAACGCAGUCAAAAUUUCAGGUUAGAAGGUAACUCACGGUAAUUUACAGAGCCGGUUGGAUGAGUUAGGCUCAUUAGACAGUCAGUCAAUAACAUCCUCAUUUCAAUAGUCAUUCUCCCAGGCGCUCAACGGCAGCUCCAGAACAUGGAGUCUCCAGACGGCUUCCUACUACACACAUAAGCAACCUUGUUUCACCUUCUGUGCUGGUGCCCUGACUGGCAAGCCUACUCCAACAUUAAGUGUAAAGGCACAGGAAAUCCCUGGUGACCUGAGAGAGGCACUGAGUGGGAGGACAUGGUCCGUGCUGAGGAAUGGUCCUAAGAACAGCUUGCAAUGGCAGCACUCACUUUAUCCACACAGUGCUUCCCUGUGUUUCGUCACCUACCUCCAUCCAUGUGUCCCCGUGGCCACUUACCACCGUCCUCUAAUCUUAUUCCUAUUUCGUUCCUGAUGCAGCACAGCCUGUCAUCCACCUGGAGAGCCCCAAGCCACAACUUGUCACUCUUAUCACAUGUCGUUCCCAGACCAGGAGUUCUUCCUGGUGACAGUUUUGACCGUCAAGUCUCUCCUUCCUCCCUUGCCUCUCUGCCUAGUCCUGGUCCUAACACAGCGAUUCAGUUUGUUGCCGCCACCCCAGUGUCCCUUUUAAGUAGUCCCAACCCGUUUGCAAUUCUAUCAGUGCACACAAAUCUUCCCUGAGCCUCACAGAAAACUACCAGAUAUAGUUCUACCCAUUUAGGAGGCCCAUAUAUUUAUCACUUACGAUUGACAGUCGAGGGAGCACUAAGCCAAGUUAAUGAGAAGCUGUUGCUUCAGCAAGGAAUGACUUUUAUUGGAAUGUCGAUGGCCAAGCUAAAUCUUCUACAUUGUUAAAAAUUACGUCCUUUGCAUCAGUGAAGUGUUUCGGGUCUGUCCUGUAGGAAUUCUGAGAAGCUUGAAGUACCUGGGGAAUGGCGCGUGUCUACAUGUGCACCAGUAUCGGUUUUCAAGGAGGCUGCUGUGGCAUUGUAGAUGAGUGUGGUGGUCUGAACGAGAAUGGCCCACAUAGGCUCAUGGGUUUGAUGGCUAGGGUCCCCAGUUGGUGGCACUGUUUAGGAAGAAUUAGGAGGUGUCGUCUUCUUGGGAUGGUUGUGGCCUUAUUGAAGGAGGAGGUUGCAAAAGCUUAUGGUCUAAUCUUCUCUCUCUUUCCCCCCAUCCCGUUCUGGUGCCUGUGUGUCUUAGAGUUUACGUUGCUAUGAAGAGACACCAUGACCCAGGCAACUCUUAUAAAGGGGCUGGCUUACAGGUUCAGAGGUUCAGUCCAUUAUCAUCAAGGCAGGAACAUGGCAGCAUCCAGGCAGGCAUGGCGGUGGGGAAGCUGAAAGAGUUCUACAUCUUGAUCCAAGAACAGCCAGGAGACUUGGCUUCCACAUGGGUGAAUCUUGAGCAUAGGACCUCAAAGCCCACCCCACAGUGACACACUUCCUCCAACAAGGCCACAUCUCUUCAUAGUGCCACUUCUUCGUGGGCCAAGCAUUCAAACCACCACACUGUGGAUGAGGAUGUAAAAUCUCCCAGCCACUGCUAAGCACAAUGCCUGCCUGCUUCCCGUUCUGAGGAUCAUGGAGGAACCCUCUGAAGCUGUAGGCCAGCAUCAAACAGAACAUUUCAUUUUAUAAGAGCUGCCUUAGCCACAGUGUCUCAGCACCCCAACGGAACAGUAGCUAAUGGAACAGGGAAGUGUUGCAUGACCCCUCUUACAAAAUAUCCAUUAACAACUUUGUAGUAUCAGUGGGAAAAGACCAGAGCUUGGAGUUGGUUUUUACCACCAAUGGAGAUCAGCCUGAACCUGGGAAAGAUAAUGAAGGGGUUUAGUUUAUCUUUGUCUCCUACAAGGUCUGUGUGAAGGCCUGUUACAUUUUAGAUAUGCACAUUUAAAGUAAGCACAGCCCUAAACUUACGACAAUACAACUCUACUUGUCAGAGUUUCGGGAUUUAUUUUGGUUUGUGAUUUUGAUUUUUAAUUCAAUCAAUGAUCCCAUUGGAUUAAGCACUGCACUAGCAAGUAUCUGCCUUCUUACAGAUGAUUUUCACCGUGUGUGGUCCUCCUACCGUUGAGCUGUGGUAUUGACAGCAGUUUCACAGACUCCACCAUGGCAGUGGAGAAAAGAGACAGCCUCUUGUCUCUUCAUUGUCAUUGUCCCUACCAUCAUUUUCAGUCAAAUACCAUUCUGGUGUCAGGAUUGCAUUGCCUUGAAGUCUCACAGCACUUACCUCGGUUGAUGAUGCUAUGCAGGUUCCCAAAGUGGAGGCAUAGUCCAGAGGCUCCACAGGAUAUACUUGUAGGUUAUUGGCAAGUCGCAGGCUGUAGAGCCAGGAUCUGAAUCUCUGACUUCAAAACCCCUGUUAGCGAGUGCUGCCAUGCAAUCCCACUCUGGACCUGAUGAGAGGUUAUGUAGCCGAUCUGCAGACUCGCCCCCACUCCAUCUCUUGCUGCUCUCUGCUUAUUCAAACAACGGAUGGCUUUAACAUCCUCUCUGACUCAUGGGCAUGUAAAUAGCCUGCUAGUCCCAUGGCCACAUGCCUGGCGGUGUGUGACACACUUCCAGGCAGCUCUGCCCAUCUUUGACAUGGUAGAAUGGCAUCUCAUACGUUCAGACAAUGCCGAUGUUAACUACUGGGGACAAAGCCCAGGCAGAAAUGGCAACCACAUUCUUUUCAUAGAUGGCAAGGAAGGCUCCUUCAACACUUCCCCCUGAUCGUCCGCUUCCACUGUAGUACCCAAAGGAAACUAACAUAUCAAUGGACUUGCAUUUUCUUCAGAGAAUUGAAGUAGACACCAGGAGGACUGUGAGUGACUCUGAGAUUCCCCCAUUGGGAAAAGAAGCUUGCUGCUGUAGGCUAUACCCAGCAUCCCUUGAGCACAUCCUUAUGUGCAUCCAUUCCUACAUCUCAGAGGGUAGUCUAGCUCAGACAUGACACAACCAAGGGACAGCAGCCUCGCAAGAAGGAAGCACAUAUACUUUUAGACAAAGCCCAUUAGCGUAAACUGGAAUUGCCUUAAUAAUGCUAAACUUUAAAUAUUCCUUUCCCUUUCCUUAUCUCAUAAUGUGAAUAUAUCCUGGCUACCUAGUUGAGGUGUCCACUGUCGCAUGAAGUCAUGGAUGGGUGUCUCUCUCUAUCUGAAAGCCAUUCCUCAUAUGACUGAGUAGCAUGCUGGGUGCCGGGUGCUGGGUUCUUAGAACACUUGUGGACUUGCUAGGCUUGGAUCCAACAUGUGCUGUUUCUCUCUUGGGGUUCAGUAUAGUGCUAAAACAGGGACUGAAAUAAAAUCCCAUUUCCAAAGGUUCCUUAGUUUAACUGUCACUCCACAAUGACUUUCAGAUCCUUACCUAUGUGAGUGAAGCCUGAGGUUAAAUGCCAUUGGCAUGAUAUACCCUUAAGGUAGGACAUUUUCAUACCAAGCUGAAAUGACCACUUCUAACCAUGUCAUCUCCUUUCUCUUUAUUGGUCAGGCUUCCUACAUGGCUUUAAAAACCAGAGGGCAAAACAACUCAGAGAUGCAGAUACAGUUUUUCUCUGACAUUUAAUGGUGGAAAGUUUUAGUUGCCAAAAUUUCACACCUACUCAGCUGAAGAUGAUUGCCAGCUUGAAGGCAUAAAAUUGCAAAUCUUAUUUUGGGGAUUGUUUUCAUGUUUAAAAGAGCACAUUGAAUUUCCAAGUAAAAUUCUCAACUUUGACCUGCAAAGACAGUUGCCAGCAGACGGUUAGCUUACUCAGAGAUAAAUGCCUUAAUGACGAAGUGGCAAAAAGAAAGGCUACUUUCUCCCCUGUGCCAGGAAAGUCACUUGGUAGGAAAAUGAAGACAAAUAGGUGAGCGGUUGAUUCUAUUGACUUUAUUACAACAGCUGCAUUUUUAUAAGAAGAGGGGGAUGUCUCCAAAAUAUGUACUCUUGACCCGUGGUGCUGUGGGUUGAUCAUGGCGUGGGACUGCCCUUCCUACAGAGCUGCCACUGCCAUCUCAACUCCAUUCCUAUUCUUUGCAUUUGUAACUCUAGCCUGUUGCUUGAAACAGGGAUUAACAGUGAGCGGAGUGGAGAUAAACCUGUUCUCUACAGCAGUGUUUGGUUCACUUGAAUCAAUGUCACCAGGGCUCCUCUGCUCCUGAAUUCUGACACACCCUGCCAAACUGCUAAUUCAGAACUGCAGGAUGGAGGCACUCAGUUCUUGAAUUCCUUGGGUUUAGCAUCUGGGAACCAUGUUCUUGGCCUAGCAGCUUUUCAUUCUGUGUGUGCAUGUGUGCAAUUGUGCACGUGCUACUGGGGACUUAACUUGCAGCCUUAAACAUACCAGGCAAGUGCUCUGUCAGUGAGUGGUAGCCCCAUCCCCUCCUUAUCCUUUUUAUUUUGAGACUCUACCUCACUAGGUUGCCUAGGCAGGGCAUAACCUCACCCCAUACCUCCGGUAGAUCUUGACCUUGAGCUCCUCCUUUGUUGUCUGGAAUAGCAGCUGGGAUCAUAGGCCUGCACUACCAGGCCCUGCUGCCAACAGUGUUUGUAUUGCUUCCUGUUGGCAUUCAGCUAGUGAACAUUGUGUGUAAUUAUCUACGGACAGUUCCUAUAAAAAAACAAACAUGAAAUAAUCAUCUACGGCCAUGUACGUCUCACAACGGCUCUGCCCAGUAGGUCUGACACUCCUAUUUGACAGUUGGUGAGGCAAGCUACAGAAGAUGACAGCCUGAGGGAGGGCAAAGAUGAUAACAACCGGGGGAGGGCACACGUGCAGUGAGGAUGUGUUUAGGUUUUGAAUCCCAUGGCUCACCUCAUAGGCUACACUGAAUGGCUGUGACGGAAUGACCCUGUUAGUUUAAGAGUGUGACAAUACAAAAAGGCCUGCUGCAGAUCAUAUGAGCAUCUUUACGUGAGGUAGACCUGGCUCCUACAGGAAGACGCAGUCUUUGAGGGCUCCUGCACUUUAGGUAGAUGUCCCCUCCGCUCAUUUUGUGUAUCAGAUGGCUCUGUGCAAGGGAACAGCCUGUGUUACUUCAGCACGUGGCCUACAUGUUUGCCGGACUGGUCUGAAGGCUCAAAGGCAGGCCCUAUAGAGCUGCUUAGUCAGCAGGCCUGGUGGCUAGCUCUCUUACACACUCUGCCAUCUCGCUGGCCCUCCAGCGACAUUUUUAUUAGUAGCCUCGUAGGUCCAUGCAUUUCACAUGCAACGUUCUUAUUUUUGCUCUGCCCACGCUUACCGUUCCGGUGGUUCAGGCAUACCCUUUCCACACAUUGUGAAGCUCAACCUACCACAGAUCUUUUUUUUUUUCCGGAGCUAAGGACCGAACCCAGGGCCUUGCGCUUGCUAGGCAAGCACUCUACCACUGAGCUAAAUCCCCAACCCCCCUACCACAGAUCUUACUCUGUUUGGUUCAACAUUUGUUAUUUUAUCCAAAAGGGCUCCUGUGGGGAAGCCAACAGCUUUCAGCAUCUCCCUUAAGGAAAAAAGUCACAACCAAAGCUGUCACUUUGUACGCAUAGACUACGGUUGAGUCUUCAAGGUAUUUUGCCUACGGUCUGACAUGUAAAUCAACAGCACUAACUAUUUUGUGUUCAUUGUGUCGUUUACUGUCCUAGGAAUUUUUUUCAUGUUUUUAGCUUAAUGAACUACAUCACCACAGGUAGUCUUUGGAGAAGGGUUUCAAAGGGAAUACAGGGUUUUAAUAUGGCUGCCUCAGAACAGACUUGUGCUUUCCAGAAAAGAAGCAUCCCCAUAGAUAUCAUGGGCACUGCAGCCACAGACACGGCCUGUAGGAUGAGCCAGCCAUACUCCAACUUCCUGGAGGGCUGAGGGGGCGUUCCCUGUGUUGUAGCUUUCUCAGAUGGUCACCCUUGCAUCUCUCUCAGCUUCUGUGUUGGGCAGACUCAAGUGUUUCAAGAGCUUUGUACUCUCCAGGCCGGCACUCAGAGACCCGCGCUAUGAAUCCCGCUGUUAAAGUCACCCCUUUGAUGUCGAGAUUACAGACGUAAUGAAUUCUGCUUGUUCACACACCUGUGCUGAUGAACACUGACUCCACUGGACAGAGCACGAAAUAACGUUUUGGAGAUUUUUCUUUCACACCUCAGCACAACUUUCUCUCAAUCAGAUUAGAAAGUGAGAAGUAGGCCUGGGGAAACCAUAGCAAUCUUACGCAUUGUACACUAACAGUGCAGGGGCCUGGAUCGAAGCCAUUGUACAAGAUGGGGUGGGGGGCGUUCUGAGAAUACGGAGAGAAAGGCGGUUUCUGCUGGGGAGGGCUUUGGAUAGCCACUGAAAUCCUGAAAGCAAGUGCUUCAUCAUGCUCUGAUUCCAGUGUUAACUUAAAGGAAUUCUACGUGCACGGAAGAUGUCAGCUUGGGGACUCUUAUGUUCUUAUAGGAGGAAGGGUUGUGGGCCCCAAAGGAGUUAGGAACUCAGCAGGGAGACCAACACAGUCAAUUUAUCUGGACCUUUGGGGCUCUCAGUGACUGAACCAUCAACCAAAGAACAUACACAGCCUGGACCUAGGCCUCUCCUUCCCCCACAUAUUUGGCUGAUAUGUAACUUGGUCUUCAUGUGGAUCCCAAACGACGAGUGGGCGCUAUCCCAAAAGCUGGCCUGACUUGUCUGGCCUCAGUGGGAGAGGAUGCAUCCAGGCCUCAAAGACUUGAUAUGUCAGAGUGGAAGGAUAACCAGGGGGCCCCCUCACCCAUUCAGAGGAGAAGAGGAGGACUGAGGAGGAAUUGAUGAAGGAUUAUGCCGGAGUGGGGACAGUGAGCAGAGUACAAAGUGAAUAAAGUGGGAAAAAAAAGUAAUUGUUUUUUUUUAUAUCUCACCUAUAAAGUAAACACACCCCGCUUGAUUUUGCACAAUACACCCUUAACAAAGCAAUCCUGUAAUAGUAUUAACAUCGGCAUUUAGGAAUAUUGCCAGUGGUUUGUGCAGUCCUUAAUGUGAUUUACUUUUGAGGAGAUGAGUUUUUUUUUUCUCAUGGAUUUUAAUUAAAGUUUAAUAAAUGCUUUGCUUAGCUGGAUCAGCAAUAUCUUACAAACAUCUCGGGGAUAUGAGAUGGAUUCAGAAGUGUCCGUGGAUAUCAUGAGGUCCAAGAAAAGUAUGAUCUAAGUAUCAAGUGGCGGUGUGGCGGAUAUCUAUGCAUCGGCAGUUCAGGGCUCAGGGCUACCUUUUCCCUUCCUAGUUUGUGCACAUUUAGGCUAAAAGUAACUUCGCACUCAGAAUAGUCAAGUGUUUUGUCACCAUCUGUAAGUUUUGUCUGUGUCAAACAUACAAGCAAAGAGCAGAGUGUUACAGUGACCCAUGCAUUGCCUAUAACAGAAGAUAAGGCGUGUGUAUUAAUAAAAAGGCAAAUCUCAACGUUUGAGCCAUAUAUUUCUUUUUAUUUAUAUGAGCAUACCUCCUGUCGCUGUCUUCAGACACACAAGAAGAGGGCAACUGAUCUCAUUACAGAUGGUUGUGAGCCACCGUGUGGGUGCUGGGAAUUGAACUCAGGACCUCUGGAAGAGCAGUCAGUGCUCUUAACCACGGAGCCAUCUCUCCAGUCUGGCGGCAUUUUAUAUUGGAUUUUUUUAAACCUCUGUACUGAGCUACGCUAUUUAUCUCUUCUGAUUUUUUGCUUCCUUCUACCCGUCUGUGGGAACUGGAGGGAGGAUAGCUUAAGAAAUCUUUUCGCAUUCAUUUUUGCUUCCCUAACAUCACUUUGAACAUUAAAAAUUCUCUCUCGAGCCUGCCAAAUAUUUCUUCCUUUCUCAUUUUAAAUAAUUCCAGAUAUCUUGCCACAUGCACAAAGGCUUCUGAUUUGAUCGGGGACAGGCAUGGCUUUUCUGACUAAAAUCAACAUUAGCACAAACACUCAACUUCUUCCCCUGGUUUCCUAAGAUGUAGGUUCGGUGAAUUCGACUCAUGUGCUUUGUGCUCCGGGUGGAUUCAUUCCUCAAACACUGACAGAAGUGAUGGUCAGAUUGUUAGAGGUUACAGUACAGCCUGGUCCGUGCUUGGAUGGCACUGCCAUGCUUAAAGUGUACUGUGAAAAAAAUAAACAGAAUAUCUGCCUCUGAGUAAACAGGGAGGACAGCAGUGUAGAGGGAAGACACAGUUACUAAAGAAAAAUACCAGUGCAUGGAGAGGCAGGGGAGUGUGGCCAGGGGUGUAUGUCUGGGCUCACUGCAACAGACCCUACAUUCCCCACCACAGAGGCAGGGUUCAAACACGAUCCCAUAUGUAAAGUGCUCAAAGCCACUUUAUACAUGAAGGCAAUAAAAAUAAUGCUGUUGUUCCUGAAACUAUGAUUUAUUUUAACAGCUCAGAAACCAUUGGAGAUUCCUAAGCACAGCAAAUAAUGAAUAUAUGCCACAUACAGACAGAAUAAUAACUGGGCUACCAGUUUGGAAAACAGACCGGGAGGAGAAAGACUGGGAGAGAUUGGUUGAUUGGUAGAGCAAUAAUGCACAAGGUGUAAUUGGUGUCUCAGAACACAGGCGUGAAUAAUUAACCCUGCUGCAGACCAGGUUCCUCGGCAGCAAACAUCCAGAUAUGAUGGCGUCGGAUGUGUUGGUUGGCAUGAGGGUAAAUGAGUCGAUGUUCUCAAAACUCAGUUGGUUCUACACCGGUGAGUGUCGAGCAGGAUUUAAAGAUAUACAUUGAUUGCUUUGUCUUCUGCCCCUGGGUGAGUCCUGGAUGGUGGUACCUGGGCGUGCACAGACUCUGUGUCAUAUCAUCAGCAUAGGCGAUAGAUAGCCAAAGAACUCUUCUUUCUCCUUGGUUAUCAUCAUGAUGCCACUUAAUGAGCACUGUAUGACCAAUAGCAGUAGAUCGGUGAGUCCAGUCCUUUGAGUAAAAGACAGAACAGCAACACAGCCCUCCAGUUAUCCUGGCCUUCGGUGCUGAUGGAGGCUUCUGUAUUUCAUGCUCUAGUGUCUGUUGUACAUCAGAAGCCAAGACCAUUUUAGGGCUUGAGAUGAUUUUGUGGUUGUGUCAAUGAUUCAGGAAACCAUGUUUUCCUGAAGAAGGGAUGAGCUAUACUGUUCCAGACGUACAUCUAAGCUAUGCUGUAGUUUGGGCAAGCCCACCAAGUGCGUGGUGUCUAGUUCAGUGACGUGCCUCUUUGAAAGUGAACUGUGCUCACAUUUUUUCUCAGAAAGAUGUGCUUCGAUCUGGUCUCAUCUUCUUGUUCUUAAGUGAUCGUGAGUUGCUGGUAGAGCAUAAGAUAUCGGUGAAACCUGUCUGAGGACUUGGUGAAGGUCAUUGGAUGUGAAGAUCUUUGUGACGAGCUUCCUUCCGCCUCUGUCAACGUUCACUUGUUCUGAGGCAGCAUUUCAAAUCCUUGGCGUCCAGGGCACUUCUAAUUGGAUAAGACUGUGAGAGGGCCUGGCUCUCUGUUCUUGGUAGGAUGCUGGCAACGGUGUUGGCCUUGAUGUCUCAGUUACCGGUAGGAACCCCCCUCCCCAUUGUGGCAACCAAAAUAUCUUCAGGCAAUGCCCCAUAGUCCCUGGGUAUGAGAAAUGAUUGCAAACUGCACUUCAGCUCAGAAUCACUGUUCUAAACUGUGGCCAAGGAAUGCUAGAAAGAUGGACAUUUCCUGAGUCUUUUAUUCGAGUUAUCAUUUUUUAUUGUUUAUCUCAACAAAUCUAUUUAUUUAUUUGUCUGUCUGUCUGUUUAUUUAUUUAUUAUAACUUUCAGGCAAAAUGUAGUUUGUUCCAAAUUGCUUCAUUGGCUUGUUGAUGUUUAAGGAUCCCAUGUGGAAAGUUUCUGCCAAAUAAAACUUGAUGGAUCUCCUAAUUAAUAUGUGCUCCUAAUUAUGGCUGUGGGCAGCUUUAUUUCUCCAUUCAACUAUACGCGCCUUUGAUAUAUCAAACCACGACCACAAAAUAAGCCACAGCAACAACAAAGCUCGUCCAGCCUUGAUUGACGGUCCGUUAAUUUCCGGCUGUAUUUACGUCAGGCAUGAGAGUGGCAUCCAAUUACUCUUCCCUUGACUGUGAAUGCUUGGAAAAUGGAGCUCACUGUGGGGGCGUGUAGAGCGAGGGAAUCUCCCCACCAUUCUUUCCCACAUUGACCUGAUUCCUAAGUCAAUUUGAACAGCAUAAGGUUCUGCACACCUUUUCAGGCCCGACAAAGAAGUCGCCAUGUCUUUAAUAUUUAUCAAAAGGAAGAGUUGAAUAGGUCAACGUGAGCACAUUAGCUGGGAACCUGUGACGUUUGGUGUCUGCUUCCUCUUCCAGAAGGGUCCCUCUUCCCCACGGUGUUGUGCUGGUCCAUCACUGGGCCUUUCUCCUCGGAGGCAGGGCCCACGUGUGGUACCACUAUGCUUAGAACUAGUGAGGGUAUUUUCUUUACCUCGUUCCUGGUUUGUUAUUUGGAAAUCUCAAAGAAUAGAAGACAUCCCUGUCACACGUUUUUUAGUAAUGUGGAACAGUUUUCAUGUCCCCAUUCUAGGGACAGAAUACUGUAAAGUUUCAAUAGUGACUCAGAUAAUAUUCUAUUGAGACUGUGAAAUAGGGAUAUAUUUAACCUUUGCUUCACUAAAUACUCACAGCUCCACACGACUUCAUAAGCAUUGCAUAAUCAGAAAUAUUUCUUCCACAUAUUUUAGUUUUCUUUCCCAGUACUAGAGAAAAAUCUGGAGUUGUCUUUCCGAAUUAAUCUAUGUAGAAUAUUUGGGUAUUCAAGGGCCCAUAGAAAACUCAUUCUAAAACCUGAGAAAGAGAAGGGAAACUUAGCACAUUUUGUCCAAAGAAAUAAUUAAAAGCUAAGUGAGUGUUGCAUCAGUUCUUAUGAUGUGGGGGAGUGGCUUUAUAAUGCAGGUCAUAUAAGGUAAAGAAUCCCGCUUAAAUGGUUUUACUCUUUAGUAGUUCUUGAAGUACCAACUGUGUGAGCUAAAUAAACGGCAUUUCUUUCCGUGUAGAAGUCUGUUUUCCCCCUUUCUGAGAUGUGAGUUAAGUAUACCUAUAGAACUUUCCGUAAGCAAUUUUUUAAGAGAGCACCGGAGUCCGACAGCUACCAUGACCUAGAAAGUUAAGAAUGUGGGAUCAGAACAAGAAGCCAAAAUGAAGAUUUCAACCAAGAACAUGCACACCAGAUAGAGGACAUUGCUUCUGCACUGUGGUGACAGUGGAUCUGGUCAGUUCUGUCCUUAACACAUCCAACAGCAGCAGGAGCCUUGGUAGCUCUCUGUGAAUGAGCAGAUGAACAGUACAGAGACGUGAGGUCGCUGUGCAUGGGGUAGUGACUGACCUAGAUGGGCAUAUUGGGAAUGUAAGCGGCAUGUUCCUAUCUGCACAUGAAUUCAUCAAUAUGAAUUCAUCAAUAGCCUUACUUUUCAGCUUCUCCAGGCCUCUCCAGCUUCAGGCUGAUCAUUUAGAAAAACAGAAGUAGCUCGUGACUUAAUGUCCCAUGACUGGCAUUGCACUUUGUGUUUGUUUCAUUAAAUCCAUAGUAUUGGCAUCCUGGUGAUCUUUAAACAUAAAAUAAUAAACACACUAAGGAGUUGUAUUGUAUUGUCAUGAGCACACGCUCAUGGUUCAUUUAUAUUCUCAUAACAGUUCUAUAAAAUGGAUUUUUUAAUUUUUCUUCCAUUAACAAGUGAAGGAAGCUGUUUGGAAUGGCUUCUUCAGGCAAAACAAAACAAAACAAAACAAAACAAAACAAAACAAAAACACACAACCCUCCCCAAAUCCAAAAAACCAAAACCCCAAAACAAACAAACAAAAAAAAACAAAUGAACAAAACCAGAAACAAACAAACAAACCAUUCUAAACCGGGGCUUUAUUUCCCAGCUUCUUACGGUUACUUUUUAUAUUUAGCAUUUAAUAACUGGAGUGGAGGUGCUGAGAAACUCAUUUGUGGUGUGGACAGUAAAACAGAAGCCCAGACAGAACUCACGAGCAGUAAAAGGUGGCAAAGUCAAAAGCACAAGACUUCAUCAAGUUAGAGCAGUGGCUCCGUCACGGGUGUGGUCCAGGCAAUGGUGCGCCGUAGCCUUUAGGACUAAGUCAGGAUGUGAAGUAGAAAAACUGAGAUGUAAAGCGUGAAGCCCAUGGGAGGACAUUUCAUUGGCUCCUACAUUGCUUCUCCAUGGGUGGUAAAUGUCUCAUUUGGGGACCUAGGGGUAAAUGGAGUCUGCCCAGAUCUCUUGACCAGGCAGAUGUCAAGUUAUGACUUCUUUAUCCCAACUGAGGGAGGGAGAGGGAGAUCUUAUGGAAGGAGGGCUGUGGAUGGACAGUGGAGGAUGGUGAGCACAAAUGACUCAUGUUGGGGACUGUAUAACUAACUUCUUCACGUCACCUCCAUCUGCCCCAACAAUUCUGUCUGCCCGUGUAAUUCUCUCCAGAUAAGGAAUGUAAGCUUAGUAUUCUAAACAGUCACUCUUAGUCUACAGUUUGGUCCCCUAGACUUCUGCCUCUCCAUGUAAGCUAGGGCACGGUCUGACAGUAAUUAUAAGUACUGAGAUCAUUAAGGAAAAGAAGCAGGAGCGCUGAGAGGAAAACAGGAGCCUCUGAGCAUCCGUUCGCACCUGGCCGCAGCUAUUCUCGGCUCUUUAGUGUUUCCCACAAGCACUUGGGCCCUUGGUGCUCAGAUUGCUUGCAAACAAACUGUGCACUGACCGUGCUAACCCUGCAGCUGCUCAGAAGCCUCGGCAAACCCUCGGUGGAUAAAGCCAUUUUUAGCUUGUCCAGUGCCUUUCGUCGGUGAUGGAGAGCUUUGAGCUCUGGAGUUCAUUCUGCUCUCCAGCAGCUCCCGGUAGACAACAGCCAAUUCCAGCUACAAACUGUGCUGACGUGGGGAAAUCCAUCAGCUUGAGAAUGGAGGAAAAUUGUGACUCCACAGAGAAUCCCCACAGCCAAGGGCGGCAGAAUGCCACCAAGUGUGGGUGGCUGAGGAAGCAAGGAGGCUUUGUCAAGACUUGGCAUACACGCUGGUUUGUGCUCAAGGGGGACCAGCUUCAUUACUUCAAAGACGAAGACGAAACCAAGCCCUUGGGGACUAUUUUCCUGCCUGGAAAUAAAGUCAUUGAGCAUCCGUGCAAUGAAGAAAGUCCAGGAAAGUUCCUUUUCGAAGUGGUUCCAGGAGGGGAACGAGAUCGGAUGACAGCCAAUCAUGAGAGCUAUCUCCUCAUGGCGAGCACCCAGAAUGACAUGGAAGACUGGGUGAAGUCCAUCCGCCGAGUCAUAUGGGGACCUUUUGGAGGAGGUAUUUUUGGACAGAAACUGGAGGACACGGUCCGAUAUGAGAAGAGAUACGGGAACCGGCUGGCGCCCAUGCUGGUGGAGCAGUGCGUGGACUUCAUCCGACAGCGGGGGCUGAAGGAAGAGGGCCUCUUCCGACUGCCCGGCCAGGCAAACCUUGUCAAGGAGCUCCAGGAUGCAUUCGACUGUGGAGAGAAGCCCUCCUUCGACAGCAACACAGACGUCCACACUGUGGCAUCCCUCCUGAAACUGUAUCUCCGAGAACUUCCAGAGCCGGUCGUUCCUUACGCAAAGUACGAAGACUUUUUGUCCUGUGCCACGCUGCUCAGCAAGGAGGAAGAAGCUGGCGUGAAGGAGCUAACGAAACAAGUGAAGAGUUUGCCAGUGGUUAACUACAACCUCCUGAAGUACAUUUGCAGGUUCCUGGAUGAAGUGCAGUCCUAUUCGGGAGUUAACAAGAUGAGCGCACAGAACUUGGCAACUGUCUUCGGUCCUAACAUCCUGCGCCCAAAGGUGGAAGAUCCUUUAACCAUCAUGGAGGGCACUGUGGUGGUCCAGCAGUUAAUGUCAGUGAUGAUCAGCAAACAUGAUCGCCUCUUCCCCAAAGACACAGAGCCACAAAGCAAGCCCCAAGAAGGACCGAACAGCAAUAACAACGAUGGUCAUAAGAAAGUCACCAUGGGUCAGUUACAGAACAAAGAAAACAACAAUACCAAGGAGAGUCCGGUCAGACGGUGCUCUUGGGACAAGCCUGAAUCCCCCCAGAGAAGCAGCAUGGACAACGGAUCCCCCACAGCUCUAUCAGGGAGCAAAACCAACAGCCCACGGAACAGUAUCCACAAGCUGGAUGUCUCCAGGAGCCCGCCUCUCACGGUCAAAAAGAACCCAGCCUUCAAUAAGGGCAGCGGGAUCGUCACCAAUGGGUCCUUCAGCAGCAGCAAUGCAGAAGGUGUGGAGAAAACCCAAACCACUCCUAAUGGGAGUUUACAAGCCAGAAGGACCUCUUCCCUGAAGAGUUCUGGUACCAAAAUGGGUACUCAUAGCGUACAGAAUGGCACCGUGCGCAUGGGUAUUUUGAACACUGACACACUAGGGAAUUCCUUGAAUGGCCGGAGCAUGAGUUGGCUGCCCAAUGGCUACGUGACCCUGAGAGAUAACAAGCAGAAGGAGCCCGCGGGAGAGUCAGGCCAGCACAACAGACUCUCCACCUACGACAACGUCCACCAGCAGUUCUCCUUGAUGAACCUCGACGACAAGCACAGCGUGGACAGUGCCACGUGGUCCACCUCCUCCUGUGAAAUCUCCCUCCCCGAGAACUCCAACUCCUGCCGCUCCUCUACCACUACGUGCCCGGAGCAAGACUUCUACGGCGGGAACUUUGAGGACCCUGUUUUAGACGGCCCGCCUCAGGAUGACCUUUCUCAUCCUGGGGACUAUGAGAACAAAAGCGACCGCAGGAGCGUGGGGGGCCGAAGCAGCCGUGCCACGAGCAGCAGCGACAACAGCGAGACGUUCGUCGGUAACACCAGCAGCAACCACAGUGCACUUCACAGUUUAGUCUCCAGCCUGAAGCAGGAGAUGACCAAACAGAAGAUCGAGUAUGAGUCCAGGAUAAAAAGCUUAGAACAGCGGAACUUGACUUUGGAAACGGAAAUGCUGAACCUCCAUGACGAACUGGAUCAAGAGAGGAAAAAGUUCACCAUGAUAGAAAUCAAGAUGAGAAACGCCGAGCGCGCGAAAGAGGAUGCUGAGAAGAGGAACGACAUGCUCCAGAAGGAAAUGGAGCAGUUCUUCUCCACAUUCGGAGACCUGACGGUGGAACCCAGGAGAAGCGAGAGGGGAAACACAAUCUGGAUCCAGUGAGCCUUUCUCUCUGUCCUGGACCACUCCAGGGAGGACUCUGGGAACUCGGGGACAAACAGUGUUGGGGAACAAUGUGGGAUCAGGUGGCUGGUCUGUGUAGAGCUUCAUCUGGUGAAGGACUGUCAUUUACGGAAAUCACUAUCCAUAUCUGCAGUGUGUACCAAAGUUAUACCAUGCUCCAUAAUGCUACUGUCAAGUGUUACAACUGGAUCUACGUGUAGAGGGUAGUUUCUAAAAUGUCGGUAAGAGGUAGAAGCAUAUAUCUCAAUGAUUAUUUUAUUGCAAGUCCUGUAUUUAAAUGUCGAAUCAAUACAUUGUUGCAAUUUAGCUUGCAUUCAAGCUUCACCCCGUGCACUUAACAUAAGCUAUUUUUGGCAUCGUGUUAUCAUCUGCUUAUUUUAUAGAUCAAUAUUUUUAUUUCCCCUUUUGCUGAGGAAAUGAAGAUAAGAAGAAAUAUAAAUAUAUAAAUAUAUAUAAGAUGAGUUAUUAAAGUCAAAAGAAUACUU
Molecule: messenger RNA, 22178 nt
Organism: Rattus norvegicus (Norway rat)
Lineage: Eukaryota; Metazoa; Chordata; Mammalia; Rodentia; Muridae
Source: RefSeq, a predicted model, not a curated record